Motacilla alba alba is the source of this 3873-nucleotide messenger RNA. RefSeq names its product basic salivary proline-rich protein 3-like. NCBI's taxonomy places the organism in Eukaryota, Metazoa, Chordata, Aves, Passeriformes, Motacillidae. The record is from RefSeq and is a predicted model, not a curated record. Bases 2532 to 3449 code for a protein of 305 amino acids. The transcript has 2 exons.
GGAGCGGCGGGGCUGGGCUCGGCUGGGCUCGGCUGGGCUCGGCUCGGCUCGGCUCGGCUCGGCUCGGCUCGGCUCGGUCGGAGCGGAGCGGCCCCGGCAGCGCCGCGCGCUCCCCGCGCCAAUCGCGCUCAUUGAGGAGCUUCCCCCGCGCCCGUGACGCGCCCGCGGGGCCGCGCCCCCAUUGGCCGAGGAGCGAGGGGAAGAGGGGGAGAAGCAACCAAAGCCAGAGGCGAGGCAAUGCUGCUGCCAGACACCUUUUCCUGCAGGAUCCAGUCCUGCCGGACCCGCCACGAACCUGCCAGGCAUUCCAGCUCAACCCCCAGAUCCUGACCCGGUGCAUUUCAGGAUUGGGACUCAAUGAUCCUUGUGGAUCUCUUCCAACCCGGGAUAUUCCAUUAAUCCCUGUCGCUGGCCCUACAUUUCAAUUCGCCCUCUGAUCCAGCUUUUUUUUUUUUCUUUACCCCUGAAAAGGCAAAUUCUCCGUGGUCAUGUUGAAAUUAAAGCAGCGUUUGAGCCUAAAAAUAGCUGGACACAUCUGUCCGCCUUCCCCAUCUGCCACGGGCCUGGCUGGAUGAAGGAAGCGACUGUCUGUGCAAAAGGAGGGACCUGUCUCAUCCUUCUGUCCCGUAAAAUCAGUUUAUUCAGGGAAAAUAAUCCCCAACACUCCAUUGAUUUGCCAGAUAACGCCCUAGUCAAGGAAGGACAGGAGGAGCUGGGCUCUGCUCAGCAGCUCCUCUAAAUAAAGUAAUUUUUUUUCUUUAAAUUUGAGGUUUUUCGGCUGGUUUUGGAAUUCCUUUCAUGGAAUAAAGCUCCCAAUGGAAAUCCUUUCAAGGCACCCCAGCUCCACACGGGCUUGUAAUAAUCUAUCAGCGUUUAACGCCGCGUUCCUUGGGAAGAGGAAGCGGCUGAUUGCAGGGACUGGAGCUGGAAGCAGCUCUAAUUUCUCUCGAGUGAUUCCUUAAGGACGAGUGGCGCAGUAAUAACAGCGUGGCAGCGGAGGAAGAGCCGUGCCCAGCGGCCAGAGCAGGGCUGGAGCCGCCUGGAGCCCUGGCACCAGCCAAGCCCCCCGGCCCGUGGGGUGCUGCUGCUCCCGGGGACCCCCAGGAGACCCUGGGGAACCCUCCGAGGGUCGCAACCCACUUUCAUACUGGGGAAACUGAGGCACGGGCGGCUACAGAAGCAUGGGGAACUGGCACGGGGCAGCUGGGAUGGCCCUGGAGCUGCUCCAGGAGAGGCGUGAGCUCAUCUGGGAUCACCUGCCCGGUGACUCACGGCCGCAGCGCUGCUCCACAUACUUUCCAACGAGGUUUCAUUGGCUGCGCGAGCUCCCACGGCCCCACGAAGCCAUCGGCACCGCCGUGACACCGGCGACCAGCUAUGGACCGUGCCCCGUCACCCACAGCACCGGAAACCCGGAGCUGGGCUGGACCCAGCCCUCGCACGGGGCCGGGGAUGGAAAACCGGUCGGAGAACUUUUCUCCCUUCGGCAGCCGCAGGACGAGCGCGUGAGCCCGGGCUGAGCCGGGUGGAACAGCCUUUCCCGGCCUUUCCCGGCCUUUCCCUGCCUUUUCCCGGCCCUGCCAGCAGCGAGGGGGCUCACCCACCCCAAACUGCCCCGUGAAGGGCGAGGGAAGGGAGAGCUGUGCCUGGGGGAGCCGGGGAUCCGUCCUUCCGUCCAUCCUACGGCUGCUCCUCCGCUGAUCUCACCGUGCUGGUGCCAUUUCCAGCCCAUCCCGAACCCCUGCCGCACCCCAAAAGAGCCAGGGGGUUCCCCGGGGGUCGGGCUGGGUGUCCCUGGGCUGGGCUGCCCCUCAGCCUGGCUGCCCACCCCGCUGGCGGGGCUAAUCCCCAGGGAAGGGACGGAAAAGGGGAGAUUAAAUUAGAUUAGCUGGAGCCGCCUAAUUUUAGCGUCCUCACGUGUCACUGACACACUGCUCCAGCUCUUCCCCUGCUUCCCCCAACCCCGUGUGACCCCCAAAGCCGCCAAGGCCACCAGUCAGCACAGGAGGCAUCCAAAGGGGCUUUGGCUGGGUGGUGGCACCCAGAGUGGCUGGGCUUGGGGGUCACUAGACCCGUGCCAGGAGGGGACUGGGGGUGAGGGCCACCUUCCAUGGCCAUGGCCACCCUGGGGUGGGGCUGGCCACCCUCCACUAGUGACAGUCACUCUCUAUCGGUGACAACCAUCUGCCUCCAGGGAUGGUCACCAUUCCUCGCUGGUGGCCACCUUCCCCUUGUGGUGGCCACUGCCCACUGGCGAUGGCGACCCUCAGCCUUGGGAUCAUUUCCACCCCAAGCAGCCCCCUCUGCAGGGGGACCCUCCACUCUGGCAUACCCCCUUUCCCCCUCCGCUGCUGGCUCCUGCCCUGCACGUCCUGUUCACCACAGCAUGAAGAUGACCUUGGCCUGACCAGACCUGCCUCGGGGCAGUGCCAGCUCAUCCAGCUGCGCAGGAGCCCUCCAGCUCCAUCAAACAUCUCCUGAUCCAUUGGACGCUUCACGGGACCAGCCUCGUGACACCACAGCCAGAGGAGAUGGCUGGCCCCUUCCAUUCCCAGGAGCCACACUGUCCCCAACACCCCAGGAAGGUCCCCGACACACCAGGAAGGUCCCCAAUAUCCCAGAAAAAUCCCAAAAGUCCCAGGAAGGUCCCCAACACCCCAGCAAGGUCCCAAAAAUCCCAGUCCAGCACCCAAAGCCUGGAUGCUGGAGCUGGCAGGAGUGGUGGCAGGAGGAAAUGUGUCCCCAAAAGCCAGCACAGCCAGAAGCAGGGAGAGCUGAGGAUCAUCCUGCAUCCCAGAGGGGCCGUGCCAGGUGCCACCAAAGCUGGCACAGCUCCGAGGUCAAAAGUCCCGGUCAGGACACAGGACCCUGAGUCACUCUGCCCUGGCAUGAGCAACUCCCAUGUGCAGCACUUUCCCAAUCCCAGCGGAAAGGGGAGGUUUCUCCUGCCUCCCCGGGGCGCUUUCCGUGGGCACCGCCACGUCCCACGGCGUGGGACACGCCACGUCCCCGAUGCCACCGAACUGGAGCAGGGACACGGGCAGGGAGCGCUCGGUGCCGGGGGCUGGUCCCCACCUCUGCCCAGGGCACCCUCAUCCUUUCUCCCGGCGCGGGUGAGCCGGGUCCUGGGGGUCUCGUGGGGGUGGGAGAGCCACCCCGAAGGUCCCGUGCCACAGCCACGUCCAGCUCGCCCCGACCCCGUGAGAUCCUCCCCGCCCCAUGGCCCAGAACUCGGACCUGGGGAAGGCACAAAAGCCGUGCCAGAAUCCCACCCCCAGCCCUGCGCUGCCCUGGCAGCGUGGCAAAGCCACGUGCGGGUGGCCGCGCCCGCCAGCCCACCCUCGGGUCUGGGGGAGGCACAGGGAACGGGGGCGAGGGGCUGGGAGCCCCCUCCUGCCCCCCAAUCCCAGCCCAAAGCCACGGCGCUGCUGGGGGCGCAGAGGGGCUGAACCCCCGGUGCCCCAAGUCUCGAGGGAUUGCUGGGGCCAGCCCAGAGCCCUGCCUGGGGUGCGGGAGCGGAGCUGGGCUCUGCCGCGAUCCCUGCUCAGCACAGGCAGCGUCUCCCUCGCUCCCCGGCGGAACGAUCACGCCUCAAAGACCCCGGCCACGUGUAUUCGCACAAUUCCCUCUGACAGGCGGAAAAUCACCCCAAACAUCACACCCCACCUUGCUCCAGCGUUAUCCCACCUGGGCGAGGCCGGGGAUUUGAGGAACUCCCUCCACCCGGGCAUCGGCCCCGGCCCAGCACCCAUCCCGGGGUCCCCUGGCACCCUCGGCUGCUCCGCUGUCACCCCUCUGUGCCUCACCCGCCGCAGGUGCCAAGCCGGGCUCAGGGAGCACCAACUCCCUCCGCAGCCCGAAUCCGGGGCGAAA